AUGCAAGCCUCUCCACCACAAGCUCCCCAAUCUCAUGCUCGCACGUCCUCCACUGGAUCUCAAAACAGCUCUUCUUUGAGCACCGAAACCCCACCCAGUUCUGCACCUACAAGCACCCCCCUGGCUGGCUGCGACACAGACACAACCACACAUCCGAGUCUUCCCCGCUUGCGCGAAGCGAUUGGGCCAGAGGGUCUCGAAAUCAGGGAGCACCCUUGUUCCAUCUUUACAGAGUAUUCCUAUGGCAAAGACAUAUGGGAUGUUGUUCGACCGGUAAUAUAUGUCGUCCCUCAAAUUGUUUUCCGUUCAGUGAAGCCAGAGCAGGAGUUUGACCUUGUUCUUGCCCACCUCAGCCAGCUGCAGGCUGAGGAGAACCUUCGAUGGCUUCCACUCGAUGCCGCUCCCGACGAUGAACUUGACGUGCAGGAAAUGCUUGUAGAAUCAAUUAUAGCCAGAGCUGAGGCCGAGCUUCGCAUAUCGAAACCUCUAGGAGGUGGCGGCAACUGGCAACUCACGGUGUGGCCCUAA
Messenger RNA from Laccaria bicolor S238N-H82, 528 nucleotides. RefSeq lists its product as uncharacterized. The transcript has 4 exons. The record is from RefSeq and is a predicted model, not a curated record. Bases 1 to 528 code for a protein of 175 amino acids. Lineage: Eukaryota; Fungi; Basidiomycota; Agaricomycetes; Agaricales; Hydnangiaceae.